GAUAGUGUACAUGGUGAUGUCAAUCUUGUUUUGAAUAAUAUAUGUUUCCGGUCGUGAUAAAACAAAUUUCGUGUUAAUUUACUAAAGAAAUAACUAUUAACUGCACAUAAUUAUAGUGUUUAUGUAUUGUGGGAUUAUUUUAACGUGUCAAAGUUAUUGUUAAAAAGUUUUGUGUUCAAAGUUGUAAAAGUCACUUCAGGAUUCAGGUGUCAACGAGGAUGUUAUACUCCUCAUAUAAAGCACCGUUCAGCUGAAGCUUGAAGGUGGUGUCUCGCCAUGCAGCGCACGGGUGGGAGCAGGGCCUGCGCGCCAUGAGCCAUUCUCCCGACGGCGGCCACCCGCAAGGUUGGGAGCACAAGCUUGCAGACCGGUCGUCGCUGCCGCCGGCACCCGGGGAGGAGAAGACCAAAUCUCAGUCCAAACAUGUGUUCGCACAGCCCCAUGGCCCUAAAACGGGCGCUAUGUGGUGGCGCGAAGAGACGGAAGGAUCGUCGGGCAGUACGGCGCGGUCGCCUGCUACCUCGCCGCCCUACGUGCGCUGGGCGCGCGCCCUGCACUAUCUACUGGAGGACGCGGAAGGAGUCCGACUGUUCCGCAAGUUCGUGUGCGGCGCAGGCGGCUUGCACGUGGACCGGCUCAACUUCUACUUCGCGGUGCACGGCCUGCGCCAGGAGACCGAGCCCGCCAAGAUCCGACAGGUCGUCUCCGCGAUAUACAAGUUUCUGCGCAAGUCUCAGCUAGCGAUGCCCGAGCAGCUGAAGACGCAGGUGAAACAGGCGCUCAAAGACACCAGCGCCGACAUCGAGAAGACCAUAUUCGAUGACAUGGAACACGAGGUGACCCGCGCGAUAACGGAGACCACGUACCAGUCGUUCCUCCGCUCAGAGGCUUACGUGUCGUAUGUGAGCGCGGCCACACAACCGCUGUCUUCGCCAGACGCCUCGCCGCCUCACCAUAGAGAGAUGGCGGCGUGCGGACUGGCCACGCUGCACGAGGGGCAGGAGCUGUCGGGCGCGAGCGGGCCCACGGCGCGCCUCACUCACGACGCCCUGCUGGCCACGCAGUCCCGCCGCCUGCAGUGCGACGUGGCGCCUCACCGCAAGCGGUCGGUGUACAAUGCGCACGUGACGUACGCGGGCUACACGCCUACCUCGCGGCAGGACUCCGAGCGCGCCAGUCUCAGCAGCGGCCGCACUGACAGCGACGCCGUCUCGCUCUCCGGCAGCAGCGUGUGA
Leptidea sinapis is the source of this 1235-nucleotide messenger RNA. Its product is annotated as axin-like. Gene Ontology annotation, biological process: negative regulation of canonical Wnt signaling pathway. NCBI's taxonomy places the organism in Eukaryota, Metazoa, Arthropoda, Insecta, Lepidoptera, Pieridae. Bases 312 to 1235 code for a protein of 307 amino acids. The record is from RefSeq and is a predicted model, not a curated record. The transcript has 10 exons.